Hibiscus syriacus is the source of this 1116-nucleotide messenger RNA. RefSeq names its product chromatin remodeling protein EBS-like. Lineage: Eukaryota; Viridiplantae; Streptophyta; Magnoliopsida; Malvales; Malvaceae. Gene Ontology annotation, molecular function: chromatin binding. The transcript has 5 exons. The record is from RefSeq and is a predicted model, not a curated record. Bases 157 to 831 code for a protein of 224 amino acids.
UUUCUUCUUGUAUGAGUUGUCUCCACUCUUCCUCUUCCACGAGGGAAAAUUAGGGUUUUGUCUUUCUUCAGUACCCCCCUUAUUUUUUCAAAGCUUUCUAUUUUCACUCUUUCAAAGAAAAAGAUUUGAACUUUCCUCCUCUAAACCUUAGCUUCCAUGGCAAAAACAAGACCAGGGAUUUCUGGGACCAGGCCCAAACAAGGGACGAAGGACAUCAACUCUUACACCAUCAGAGGCACCAACAAAGUUGUUAGAGUUGGGGAUUUUGUUCUGAUGCGUCCUUCCGACAGUGGUAAGCCUCCGUAUGUGGCACGAAUUGAGAAAGUGGAAGCAGAUAGCAGGAACAAUGUAAAGGUUCGAGUACGGUGGUAUUAUCGUCCUGAGGAGUCGCUUGGAGGAAGGAGGCAGUUCCAUGGUGCAAAGGAGUUGUUUUUGUCAGACCACUAUGAUGUGCAGAGUGCUCAUACCAUUGAAGGAAAGUGCAUUGUUCAUUCUUUCAAGAACUACACUAAGCUGGAGGAUGUUGGGGCCGAAGAUUACUAUUGUAGGUUUGAGUAUAAAGCUGCUACUGGGGCCUUUACACCUGAUCGAGUUGCUGUGUACUGUAAAUGCGAGAUGCCAUACAACCCUGAUGAUCUCAUGGUCCAAUGUGAGGGCUGCAAGGACUGGUACCAUCCUGCUUGUGUGAGCAUGACAAUUGAAGAAGCAAAAAUGUUGGAUCACUUUAUUUGUUCUGAAUGUGCUGAGGAGGAUGUCAAAAGAUCACAGAACGGGUUUCAUCCACCACCAGUAUCUGACAUAACGGUGGAGGCCAAACGGCAAAAGAGAUAAAUUUUUGUUGCAUGAGGGGAGAGAUUCCUUAUGCAGAUUUAGCUCGUCGGCUGCUGUUGUGUGAGUUGUAUAGGGUAGAAGUUGUGUUUUAUCCAAACUUGUGGCUGUUUGUAACUUAAUGUGUUGGCGUGGAGACAUUUGUGCCUGUGGUAGGUUAAGGAGAUUAAGUCUGUGCAGGAGAAUUCAUCUGUAGUUUCUCUGAUGUUGAACCGAUAUUUACGAUACAACAUCUUAACACAUCUUCAUCUUGUCUUUCUAUCCAUUACACACGAUCUUGGUUAUGCA